Messenger RNA from Rhodofomes roseus, 1823 nucleotides. RefSeq lists its product as uncharacterized. The record is from RefSeq and is a predicted model, not a curated record. NCBI's taxonomy places the organism in Eukaryota, Fungi, Basidiomycota, Agaricomycetes, Polyporales, Fomitopsidaceae. The transcript has 3 exons. The coding region runs from base 177 to 1625 and encodes 482 amino acids.
UAUACGCUUCGGGGGCACGGAUCUACGCAUCGGCCUCAUCUCACAGCCUCAAACCGUCUCUGCUCGAGUCAUCCGCGCAAGGCUGAGGACGACGUAGGUGUUGACCAGAGACCGCCAGCACGGGUCUUCCCGCCCACACAACUGCCUCUUACAGCUCAUCUCGUGACGAAUCGAGCAUGCAGUAUACGCCCGUAAUUCCACCCGCUCCUGGUUCCCGUUCCCCAAGACAGCCUCCCACCGUCCCGACCCUCUCCCCCCACAGCCCGCAGGCCAUGCCUCCCUGGGCCUCCCCGCAUCAAUUCCCCGUCUUUGUGGGUCCACAUAUGGUGGGCGCGCCCGGAUCCUACUUCAUACCUCCCGUCGCCCUACCGUCACAGCAGGCACCAAACUCCCCGGUCGCGCCUGUCGGCAGCGGAGGCUUUUCCGCCGACUGGACCGGCUUUCCUACAAGUGCCUCCGCCGCCCCCUCCCCGUACAUGCAAGCAGGCUCGCCAGGUGCUCAGACGCAGUCAUUUCCACCACAAUCAGCACCAGGGACGGCUUACAGUGCGUUCCAGCAACCACUGCCUGGAUAUGGAGGACCGCCUCCCGGAUAUGGGGGGCCGCCUCCGGGAUACGGAGGACCACCGGGAUAUGGGGGACCACCUCCCGGCAUGCAUCCAGCGAUGUGGAGUAUGAUGGGGAUGGGGAUGCCUAUGGCGACGCCGUUUGUUAUGCCAACGGGCUGGCCAGGUACGCCGUUCGCCCAUCAGGGAGCUGGAGGUCUCCCGCCACAGGCCGCGCCUGCCCCGCCGCCUAGUGCUGCAUCGGCACCGCCGAGCGCGCGUGUGCCACCAAUGUACGCCAACCAGUUCGACAAGGUCGACAAGUUUGCGGAGGGACCACAUUAUGGCCCUGUCUUGACUCCCGUCAUGGUGAAGAAGGUCAGGGCGCGGCCAGAGCUGAAUCCACUGCUCAUGCCACCGCCUGAAGAAGGCAGCCACGACUUCAUCAAAUGGAACAUGCUCUUCUCCACCGCGCAGUGUCAGCGCUCCUGCGACCCCGCCCACCGCUCGUGGUCCAGCGGGCGGAGCGCGCCCGCCACCUGGCCGCGCGUCACCUCGCUGCGGAUCGUGUCGCGCGCGGUGCCCUCGCCGAUCGAAGUCACUGCGGCGAACAUGGAGGCGGGCGUGACAUGCGGGGACGUCAUCGAGGCGAUCUCCGGGUUCAUGAACGGCCGCUUGACGCAGACGCAGUACUCCAGCGCGUCGGACGCGCAGAAGCGCGUGCUCUCUGAGGCGUACUACCACAACCGUUCGACCGCGCAGGGCGUGCCCGGCGGCCGCCUCCCCCAGACACUCCUCCGCUUCGACUGGCUCGGCCAGGACACGAUGUACGGCGGGUGCGUCGCGAACGAGCAGCGCAUCAGGGAGCUCUGCGGCGGCCUGUUGCCGUGCGUGUAUGAGUUGAAGACAAUGCGCCGCUACCCGAUGUCGGAGCAGGAGAUCGAGGAGCAUGAGCGGAGGGAGGCGGAGUCGGAGUCGAGGCGCAGCAGGAGCCGCAGGAGAUCGCGCGCGACAUCCAGGGCGACGUCCGUCGCUACCUCGCGAGUGGCCAGCGAACAGCCAGAAGAAGACGACGACUGAGGAUGCCCUUUUUGCACACCGCUGGAUCGAUCACGCUCGGUGUAUGUCCCACACGACCCUUUUCAUCUUCGUUGUAGAUACCUUUCCUUGCAAGCUACGUUAUUUCUACUCUUCACGCCCAUAGGCUUUGCUUUGGCUUGCUUUUCUUUGGAACCCAAUGCGCUACUGUACGAUAUCCCGACUGCUGGAUACCUCGCU